Messenger RNA from Aspergillus piperis CBS 112811, 636 nucleotides. RefSeq lists its product as uncharacterized. Lineage: Eukaryota; Fungi; Ascomycota; Eurotiomycetes; Eurotiales; Aspergillaceae. Bases 1 to 636 code for a protein of 211 amino acids. The record is from RefSeq and is a predicted model, not a curated record. The transcript has 3 exons.
AUGGCACCCAUUGAUGUAACAAACCAGGAUCAACAUCUCUUGGAUAUCGAGAAAGCCUCCCCGACCAUCUCGUGGUUGUACAGUAUCUUCACCGGCAAGGCUUGUAGUCUCAACGGGGACAAUGCUACAGCUGCAAUGACCAUCCGCGAGUGUCCAAGCUUGGGAAGUCCAGAGAUCGAGUUGCCGUGCAAGAGCGACACAGACACAGUUCCCUUAAACUCGAGCACGCAGAGGCGAGUUACACAUGCGUAUCAGUGGUGCACACAUCCCAGCUCCAGACUCAGCAUCAGUACCCUCUCCAACGUUGACCAUCCCGGGGUGGAGGCUCAGACCUGUACCACGACCCAAGGCAGGCCACCGUCUAUAUCCUGGUCAUUCAGACCGUCCCACCUAGUCAGCUACAUUCAUUGCUGGUCUGUGCCCCGGCUAUGCCUUGAGACGGCUGGUGCAGCCUUUUACCGAGACGAGUAUGUUGAACAAGUGUUUACGAUCGGUAGCCUGGAUGAUAUGAGGCAUAUACGGGCUGCCAGCUCAGAUAUCCCGAUCGUGUCCGUGUGCACCCUUCAGCAAAGCAGAGGAUGUGACAUAUUGAGACAUCGAGUUACAUGCAAGUGUGCUACGUCGAUACCCUUCUAA